This is a messenger RNA of Pediculus humanus corporis (human body louse), 933 nucleotides long. RefSeq names its product alcohol dehydrogenase, putative. The transcript is spliced from 7 exons. The record is from RefSeq and is a predicted model, not a curated record. Lineage: Eukaryota; Metazoa; Arthropoda; Insecta; Psocodea; Pediculidae. Gene Ontology annotation, cellular component: lipid droplet. Gene Ontology annotation, molecular function: oxidoreductase activity, acting on the CH-OH group of donors, NAD or NADP as acceptor. The coding region runs from base 1 to 933 and encodes 310 amino acids.
AUGAGGGAAUUGCAAAACACGGCAGGAAAAAUAUACGAAAUACUCACAAUAACGGCCGACAUAACGGUUUUUAUUUUUCGAUUCGUCUAUUACGUUUUCUAUGCUCUGUAUGAAUUAAUUGUACCUCCGAAAGAAAAAAAUGUUGCUGGAGAAAUAGUUUUGAUAACAGGUACGGGUCACGGAAUAGGUAAAGAAUUAGCUAAACAAUAUGGCGAAUUAGGGGCUGAAGUUGUUUGCGUCGACGUGAACGAAUCUGCAAAUUCAACAACAGCAGAAGAAUUAAAAAAAAUUGGAAUAAACGCUCACGCCUACACGUGCGACGUUCGAUCGCGUGAAAACGUUUUUCAAAUGGCUGACAAAAUAAAAAAAGAUGUCGGAACGGUAACCGUUCUCGUCAACAACGCAGGUAUAAUGCCGUGUAAAAAAUUUUUGGCACACGAACCUGAAGACAUAAAAAAAAUAUUCGACGUGAACGUAUUUGCACAUUUCUGGCUCCUGGAAGCUUUCCUACCGGAAAUGAUUAAAAAUAACAAAGGACACAUCGUCGGAAUAUCAUCGAUCGCGGGUCUUAUAGGUUCUCCCCACGUCGUCCCAUACACAGCGAGUAAAUUUGCUGUCAGAGGUUUGAUGGAGGGUUUGUCGGAAGAAAUCCGUACGAAAAAUUCACUCGAUAUUAAAUUCACAACGAUAUAUCCAUACAUGACGGACACGGGACUUUGUAAAAAACCUAAAAUUAAAUUUAGUAAUUUCAUGAGAAUGUUAACUCCGAGUCAAACGGCGAGAAUAAUAAUAAAAGCACAAAGGAGAGGAUAUAGAGAAGCAACAGCACCGGAAUAUUUGUUACAUUUAAAUAACGUCACGAGAUUAUUUCCAUGGAAUUGUGCAACGUCAUUCAUAGAUUUUUUAGGUGCUACUCUCGAAGAACACGACUGA